Molecule: messenger RNA, 534 nt
Organism: Cadophora gregata
Lineage: Eukaryota; Fungi; Ascomycota; Leotiomycetes; Helotiales; Ploettnerulaceae
Exons: 1
Coding region: 1-534 (177 amino acids)
Source: RefSeq, a predicted model, not a curated record
AUGAGCAAAGACACCAUGAGUCUCUCUAGCGAGCAACCCCAGCCACGACUGCAACCAAAUUCCAACACCACGACACCAUCAACGCAAGCUCCGAUCCUCCAAGUCAACUUCUCCUGGCGAAAAUUCGAAUCCCUCGUCUCUGAGAAACGCCCAGGAGAUCAAUCACCCAAGCCCCUCUAUAUAGUAGACUACCACACCCUCAAACUCAAACCCAAACUCAUCUUCAAAUCCGCCACCGACAACCUCUCCACCUUCGGCCUCGGCGUCCUCCACCCCAUAUCCAUCAACUGCGACUGCGAGAUCCGCGGCAAGCCCGUCGAGCUCCAAGCCACCAGCCGCCUGAAGACGCAGUACAUGCACCUCUCUCACAACUUCUCCGACACAGACGAGCCCGUGCCCAUGACAUGGGCCAGCGCCUGUAGUUUCAAGACGUGGGAUUUCGUGUGUCUGGAUCAGAACCAGCAGCCUGUGGCGAAGUUCGCUGCGAAUGUGUGGGCUGUUAAGAAGUUGGGGAAUAUUGAGUUCUUGGGGUAG